This is a messenger RNA of Hypomesus transpacificus, 2421 nucleotides long. It is a transcript of the gene edn1, whose product is annotated as endothelin 1. NCBI's taxonomy places the organism in Eukaryota, Metazoa, Chordata, Actinopteri, Osmeriformes, Osmeridae. Gene Ontology annotation, biological process: vein smooth muscle contraction; regulation of systemic arterial blood pressure by endothelin; intracellular calcium ion homeostasis. Gene Ontology annotation, cellular component: extracellular region. The transcript has 5 exons. Bases 862 to 1458 code for a protein of 198 amino acids. The record is from RefSeq and is a predicted model, not a curated record. Gene Ontology annotation, molecular function: endothelin A receptor binding; hormone activity; endothelin B receptor binding.
AUAAGCUGCCCUUUAUGUGUGUGGCUUAGUUUGUGGACUAUGUGGGUGUGUGGGAGUGUAGGAGCAAGUUCCAGGUAUGAACACUGUUUUCCUAACUCUCCCCAGGUAGAAGGGCCUGGCAGGUACACUAGAAUGAUAGUCUCCUGCCAGACUGCAUCUCUUCAAAGGUUUGACUUUUUCUGUUAGUUUUUUUGUUUUUCCUGAAAUAGUUGAAUCCAUAAGAGAUUUCAAGAUGUUAGCAGGAUGGUUCACUUUAUUAUAAUCAAGUUUCAAAUAAUGCAAUAUUCCCAUCUCCUGUAAUUUAUCGUGACUAACUUAAUUUAUCGUGACUAAUGUUUUUGUUUGAUUAAUUCAUGUAUACUUUCUUUUAAAUUGAAUAUGCGUAGACCAUCCUACUGUUGAUGUCAUUGAAGCACAUUAAUAGAUACUCGGCUGCCAUCUGCUGAUGCAGAAACGCAACAGUUUUAGUAGAAAACAAUUAGAAAUUGGCUUGACUUCACGCGACGCCACCAAACGGCGUCUCCAUCCUUUGGAAUCAAGGAAUUUUCGAAGUUCUUAUCUUGCUCUGCACGUUGCAUGUUGGUGACUAUUAACAAACAGCAUUGUCUACGAAUAAGCCAAAGGGGUGAAACAGUUUACACGCGACUGAAGGGGUGGAGGGGAGCUGGGACGUGCCUAUAUAAGUAGCCUAGUCCAAGUCAUGCACAUGUGGGUUACUGUCAGAGCUGAGAAGGUGCUUUCAAAACUUGUGUCUGAAUAGAUGCAUUUUGUGUCGAGUCGCUCCUUGCUGGUUUUGGAGGGGGGUUUUUUUUACUGAAAAGGGAUUAUUCCGCAGAUCUUUAAAAGGAAAUAUAUUUGAAGAUGGAUUUACGAAUCUUAUUAUCCAUGCUGACCAUGAUGUUUGCUGGAUUUUUGAAUAGAGUCACCGCUGCUCCUGUGAGUGAGGACAGCCCAGAUACUACAGUCUCCCCGGAGCGACACGCGAGGACCAAGAGAUGCUCCUGCGCAACCUUCCUCGACAAGGAGUGCGUGUACUUCUGUCACCUGGACAUCAUCUGGGUCAACACCCCGGAGCGUGUCGUUUCGUACGGACUGGGCAACGCCGCCAGAAGGAAGCGCGCGCUCUGGGACGCUGUGGUACCCAAACGGGCCUCGCGCUGUUCUUGUGUCAGUGAGGAGGACCGAACCUGCACGCGCUUCUGCCAGCUGGGAAAUCACCUCAGAUAUGCGGCAGCGCGAGACAAGGUGAUCCUCUCCGCCGAGGGCGACGCUUGUGCUGAGCGGCAACACAAACACGCAACCAGCAAGGCCAGGAUAAGAAGGAUGAGAGACAGGAUCCAGAGACGACCAUCUCCCGCUGCGAUGAUGGACACACUGAAAACUCGCCUUCUGCUGGAAAACUGGAGUGAGAGACAGCACCACAAGGUGAAAGACUGGAAGGACAAGGUUGUAGUCUGAGGUCGUUGAAGAAGACAGACAACCCUCUGUGAGAAAGCGAGAUAUUCCCUCCAUCACAGAGCCCUGUGCUGCGCUCUCAGGAUGGAAACCUGGAGAGCUGGCGAAGGUUCGCUCCAUCUCUGCAGGGGUUCUUAGGAUCUUCGGGGGAUUUCUAACCCUGUUCUAGACUGCUGCAGGGCAGUGGCCUCACUGAACUAGCUGCUUUGGUCACAACUAAAGAGACCAGGUCUACUGAGGAGUCCUCAUCUGAACACUAACCUGAACACACCGGGACUACAACACUAAGUGUACAAGACAGCUGGAAGUAAACAUUAUCUUCUGACUUGAGCUGUUGAAAUACAGUAUGGAUCUCUCUGCCAGUCACUGGAUUUGAAUUCCUGCAUUUCCAGGACUCACUCUCUUGAUUUUCUCAAGAAACAUUCAUGUGUGCAACUUUGUCACUGUCACAAUUUAGAAGUUUGGACAAAACCUCAACUCUUGUCAAAUGACCCUGUGACCUACAUAUGCUAGCUAACAUUCUGAGGUCAUGUCAGUCUUGUUGGAAUAUUUCCAUACAAACAUACAUACUGUAAAAUUAGACCGUGAAAAAAUUGUAGAUGGAAUCUCCUGUUUUUCUGUAAUGUGUUUAUAUUUAUGGAAUCUAAUGCUGUCUGCAUGUGGUCCUGGACAUGGACAAGGCUGCUGCUUUGUGUUUUACAUGCUGGUUCGUUCUUCCUUGUGAUCACAUGACAUCUCUAGAGCUGAGUUAGCCUUCAUGAACUGUAUCACAAUGUAUUUAAUGCCCAUUAUACAUCCUUUAAGUUCUAUUUAUUCUUGUUAAACUAUGUGUUUAUGAGCCAUAUUGGUCUGUGUCAGAAUAAAUUAUGCUCGUUCAUUUCUGUGAAAUGCAUCCCCACCAAGGUGCCAAGAUGUUGGCAGAACUUUGGUAAAUAAAGAUUCACCACCUAUUUAUUCACCACCUGU